Messenger RNA from Leishmania mexicana MHOM/GT/2001/U1103, 1086 nucleotides. RefSeq lists its product as hypothetical. The transcript has a single exon. The coding region runs from base 1 to 1086 and encodes 361 amino acids. Lineage: Eukaryota; Euglenozoa; Kinetoplastea; Trypanosomatida; Trypanosomatidae. The record is from RefSeq and is a predicted model, not a curated record. Gene Ontology annotation, molecular function: protein binding.
AUGGCGGAGGCACAGACGCGCAAGCGGACAGAGUCGCUGUCGAAGAUGUACUCCAAGAAGCCCAUCAGCGAAGGUUACGCUCUGUGGGACCGCGAGUACCUCCUCGCCGCCAUGCGCGUCUUUACGUUUAAGGCGGAGGGAGCGCCGCCGUUUGUGCUGGCGCCCUAUCUCGACUCCGUGGCCGAGAUCACGCUUCAGAUGCACGACCUCGAAGACGCCGCGGAGCAGUUCGCGAUUGCCGCCGGGAAGUACCAGCUGAUUGACCAGAAGGUGCUGGCCGAUCUCAUGCGCUUCAAGGUGACGGAGGUGUCGAGCAGCGCCGAGAUUGCGCUAGAGCAGGUCCAGGCGUACCUCGCAGCGCAGGACCCGCAGGGCAACGGCGGCGGCGAUAACUCGACGACGCAGACCAAGUCUGCCUUCGCGCGCGUCUACGCAUACCUGGCAGACCUUUUACUUGGGUCAGUCGAUGAGGAGCAGCCCAGCGAGGCGGUGCUGGCCCAGGCACUCACGGCGGCGGAGCUUGCCGUUCAGCUUGGCUGGGACCGUGAUCACUGUGGCUGGCUCAUCGUCGGCGACGUACACGCCGCCAGUGGCAACUACGAGAAGGCAAAAGAGGCGUACGGCAACGCGCUCCAGCGGUGCCCGCACUACGCCAAGGCGUUGGAACGCCAAAUCGGCGUGGUGCAGCAGCUUGUCCGUGCCGCGGAGGAGUGCGGCGACGACGCCGGCAAGGCCACCCUCCACACGGAGCUCUUGACGCUGCUGAGCCGCAGCAUCGAGGUCCACCCGCUAGCGAACACGUUCCGCGAGAAAGCGUUCUUGCUGAGUGAGAUGCAUGGGGAUGAUGCGGCACUGGUCUUUGUCGCCGAAACCCUCGAGCACCCGCCCCAGGAGGAGAUCGAAGUGAUCGGCAGCUCGGCGAGGGAAAUGACGUCGACGCUCCUGAAGGCAAAGGCGGCCAUCCUAGCAGACGGCAACCAGCUGGACGCGGCGCUCGAGGCAGCGACCAAGGCGCUGGCGGUGGACCCGAACGACGAGGAGGCCAAGUCCAUCAUUCGAGACCUGCACGAGUCGAUGGCGGCGUAG